CUCUUUCUGACGAUCACCUGCAUCCCACGUAACUUUUCUUACAUGGACCGACCGAGGGGACUCCCUUGUGACCACCGCCCUAGCCUCUCUCCCCGAUGCCGUCUCCACCGCGAACGCCCUCUCUCCGCCUCCUCCUCCUCCGCGCCUUCUCUCUUCCCAAAUCCGCCGCCAGAUCCUACUCCGCCGCCGCCGAGGCUUCGCCACCGGAGGCAUCCGUUUGGAGCUUCGGCGACAACAGCAACGGAGCCCUCGGGCUCCCCUUCCCGCUCGCCGACGCCUACGAGCCCACCAAGGUCCCCUCCCUCCCCUCCCGCAUCGCCGGCGUCGCCGCCGGGCACUACCACUCCCUUGCCGUGACCACCGACGGCGAGGUGUGGGCUUGGGGGCGGAACGAGGAGGGCCAGCUCGGGAGGGGCGCCGCUGCUCCAAGAGACACAUGGAGCAAACCAGAAAAGGUGGCAGGGUUGGAUCAUGUGAGAGUUCAAGCUGCAUUUGCAUCUGGUGUAGUUUCCGCUGCUGUUGGAGAUGAUGGUUCUCUAUGGGUAUGGGGAAGAUCCAAGCGCGGCCAACUUGGUCUUGGGGAAGGUAUCAUAGAAGCUGCCAGACCUUCCAAAGUUGAGGCACUAGCAGGGCAUGAAAUAAUAAAGGUUUCAUUUGGAUGGGGCCACGCAUUGGCACAGAGCAAGGAUGGAAAACUAUUUGGUUGGGGUUACUCAGAAGGUGGAAGGUUGGGAGAAAUGGGGCAAAUAUUAGAUAAACCACUUACACAACCUCCAAAUUCUCAUAAACCUUGGGACAAGUGUGCGUCUUUGCUGGACCUCGUCGAGAAACAAGUUGCAGAAAAAAUGGAGAAAGAGAAGAAUAUGCCCAUCAUCUGGGAGCCCUGCAUAGUACACGAACUGAGUGCUCUUAGAGUUUCUGAUGUGGCCUGUGGUCUUGAUCAUUCCCUGGUGCUAUGCGGCAAUGGCACUCUGUUGAGCUGUGGAGACAACACAUAUGGUCAGCUGGGCAGGAACACUGAAGGAUCGAAAAUGCUGCCAAUCAGCAUAAAUGUCCAUCCAUUCUCUGUGUCAGCAGGCCUUGGUCACUCUCUAGUUCUAUGUAAGGCUACAUCACAGGGAGCCACAGAAUGGGGCACCUGUGUGAUCUCAUGGGGAUGGAAUCAGAGCUACCAACUUGGACGCCAGGGACGAGAAGAUGUCCCUGGGAUGGUUGAAGGUCUAAGUGGAGAAAAACUGAUGUCUGUUUCAGCCGGGCGUGUGCAUUCUAUUGCUCUCACUUCAAAGGGGGAGGUUUGGGCAUGGGGCUCUGGCCGAAAUGGCCGACUUGGUUUAGGAAGCUCAGUGGAUGAGGUGGAGCCAGCAUUUGUGGAGUGUUUGGAUGGGUUGAAGGUUCUGCAAGCAGUGGCUGGCUUCGACCAUAAUCUACUGCUGGUUGCUGGAUGAUGAAAUUGGCUCAUGAGUACAACCAGGUUAUUAACUGUCUACUUUCCCUCUGAGACCCGAAAAAAAAAAUAAAGUGUAAAGGAAAAAGGAAGAAAAUCUUAGAUUACACAAAAAGGAUGCUAUAAAGUGAAUGUGCGGGUGAUGUUGGUAAUGGUGUUUGCAUCAGGGCUGAAAAAAACCUGUCCAACCAUGACUUGGAUUUUCCAGCUGGGUUUUGAAAGCCAGAAACUUGGGCGAUUAAUCUCCCACAAUUGAACCUACUUUUGAACAAGAGUAUUUCUGUAGCAUUUUCCUUUUAUGACUUCGAACUAACCAGUGAAGCUCUCAAAUCAGUUAUAGCCUCCUUUUUCUCUGGAGAUUCUGGAUCCAAAUACUGUCGGAAAUAAUUCGGGAUGAUCAUGCACAGAGCUGAGGCUGCUUGUGCUGAGCUGGCUUAAUGCAUGAAUUAUUCUGUCAUUGCGAAGGGCUUUAGCCUGUUGGGCUCAAUUACCAAACAAGUUUUGGUCUGAUAAUUAACAUCAAGUUGUACUUCAGAAGAUAGUUCUCUUUUCUGUGUUUUCACCUAGUGUAGACACCUAGCUCAAUUUCGUUUAAUAUAACUUGUGACAGGAUAAGAUCUGAUUAUUUCUAUCUAUAUCUGGAAAUCCUUCUUUUGGUUC
Molecule: messenger RNA, 2104 nt
Organism: Phoenix dactylifera (date palm)
Lineage: Eukaryota; Viridiplantae; Streptophyta; Magnoliopsida; Arecales; Arecaceae
Gene: RUG2
Product: Regulator of chromosome condensation (RCC1) family protein
Source: RefSeq, a predicted model, not a curated record